GUUUUGCAUCGGUUUGCAGAAAGCAUCCCCCUCCUCCUGUCCUGUUUGUUUCUGCAAGAACCUUGCUUCCCAGAAUGCUCGGCGAGGUUGACCACCAAGAUGGCUGACGCUAUGGAUGAUUAUGAGAAAGAAGCUGGUUGUGUCCCUAUUCUCCAUCCAGAGGAACUAAAGCCCCAGAGCCACUAUAACCAUGGCUACACCGAGACCGUGGCACGCAAGAGCCACGUGGACGACUACAGCACCUGGGACAUCGUCAAAGCCACACAGUACGGGAUCUUCGAGCGAUGCCGAGAGCUGGUUGAGGCGGGCUACGAUGUGCGUCAGCCGGACAAAGAGAACGUCACACUUCUGCACUGGGCGGCCAUCAACAACAGGAUAGACCUGGUCAAGUACUACAUAUCUAAAGGUGGUUUAGUUGACCAGCUUGGAGGUGACCUCAACUCCACACCAUUGCACUGGGCCACCAGACAGGGCCACCUCUCCAUGGUGGUGCAGUUGCUAAAGUAUGGGUCCGACCCCUCCCUCAUUGACGGGGAGGGCUGCAGCUGUGUUCACCUGGCGGCCCAGUUUGGACACACUUCUAUUGUGGCCUACCUCAUUGCCAAGGGCCAGGACGUAGACAUGAUGGAUCAGAAUGGCAUGACGCCCCUCAUGUGGGCAGCUUACAGGACACACAGUGUGGACCCCACCCGGCUGCUCCUGACCUUCAACGUGUCGGUGAACCUGGGGGACAAGUACCACAAGAACACGGCGCUCCACUGGGCCGUGCUGGCCGGCAACACCACAGUCAUCAGCCUCCUGCUGGAGGCCAACACCAACGUGGACGCCCAGAACAUCAAGGGGGAGACACCGCUUGACCUAGCGAAACAGAGGAAAAACGUCUGGAUGAUCAACCACUUACAGGAGGCCCGGCAAGCCAGGGGCUACGACAGCCCGUCAUACCUGAAGAGACUCAAGAUGGACAAGGAGUUCAGGCAGAAGGUGAUGCUGGGGACCCCCUUCCUGGUCAUCUGGCUGGUGGGCUUCAUUGCCAACCUGGACAUCGACUCCUGGCUCAUCAAGGGCCUCAUGUAUGCUGGGGUGUGGAUCGCUGUGCAGUUCCUCUCCAAGGCCUUCUUUGACCACUCCAUGCACAGUGCCCUGCCUCUGGGGAUCUACUUGGCCACAAAGUUCUGGAUGUACAUCACCUGGUUUUACUGGUUCUGGAAUGAUCUUCCUCUGGUCACUGUCCACCUCCCGUUCCUGCUCAACAGCGUGUUUCUCUUCUACAACUUCGGCAAGUCGUGGAAAUCCGACCCAGGCAUCAUCAAAGCCUCAGAGGAACAGAAGAAGAAGACAAUUGUUGAGCUGGCAGAAUCAGGAAGCCUAGACCUCAGCAUAUUCUGCAGCACCUGCUUGAUACGGAAGCCCAUCAGGUCCAAACACUGUGCUGUGUGCAACCGAUGCAUCGCUAAAUUUGACCAUCACUGUCCUUGGGUUGGCAACUGCGUGGGGAGUGGGAACCACCGUUACUUCAUGGGUUACUUGUUCUUCCUGCUGUGUAUGAUCUGCUGGAUGAUCUACGGCUGUAUUUGCUACUGGCGAAUCCACUGUGCCACCAACUACCACAGGGACGGCUUCUGGAUGUACAUCACGCAGAUCGCCUCCUGCUCGCCCUGGAUGUUCUGGAUGUUCCUCAACAGCGUGUUCCACUUAAUGUGGGUGGCCGUGCUCAUCAUGUGCCAGCUCUACCAGAUUGCCAUUCUCGGGAUCACCACAAAUGAAAGGAUGAACGCCAGGAGAUACAAGCACUUUAAAGUCACAGCGACAUCCAUCGAGAGCCCCUUCAAUCACGGGUGCAUGAGAAACCUCAUAGACUUCUUUGAGCUGCGCUGCUGCGGGCUGCUGCGGCCGUUGCAGGUGGACUGGACCAUGCAGUACACAAUAGAGUAUGACCAGACGUCCGGCUCAGGCUACCAGCUGGUGUGAUGCUGAAGAGAGAGAGAGUGAGAGCGAGAGAGAGAGAGAGAGAGAGAGAGAGAGAGAGAGAGAGCAGCGGGAUGCGUGGACGAGGGAAAGAGCAGGACUGCAGGAAGGAGGGAGGAAUCUGGGUUUUUUUUUUUUUUUUUUUUUUUCGUCGUUGUUGUUGUUUCCCCCCCUUUGUUUUUCAUGAUGUUAUGUCAUCCUCCUACAAGCAUAUCGGAGCGAGGCUGUAUCUAGAGAGCAGGGGAUGGAGAGACUCUGUGGUGUGUGUGUGUGUGUGUGUGUGUUUACAUGCACGUGUGUGUGUGUGUGUGUGUGUGUGUGUGUGUGUGUAUGGUGGGGAAGUGCUGGACCAUCUCUCUUCAUCAGAACAGAUGCAAGUUCUCCGCCUACUAGAAACUACCACGCAUGCUUUGUUCGUUUUAUUUGUCUUGGUUUUCUGCUCGGCGGGACCACCACCGGCAGCGGCUGCACCCUGAGUGGCGGCAGCAGCGCCCCAGUCCCCAGUCCCCCACCCGCUCCCCUCUCAUCCCAAACGCCACUGACGCGGCUGCAACAGCAUCAUCUCGACCUUCCCUCCCUCUCCGCCGCUCACCCAAAGACUGUGCCCUGACCAGAGGGCCGAAGCCACAGGAACAGAUGAAGGAGAGGCAGAUGAGGAAGAAGAGGGGGUCAAAUGAAAGGGAUCUUUACAGUUUUUUUUUUUUUUUUUUUUUUUUUUUUGUUUGUUGUUUUGCUUUCACCAUCCACCGGAUUAUGGAGCAUGACUAACAUUUAAGUGUUUGUAUGUUUGUCUUUAAUUAAUCCCUCAUUUUUUUUGUCAGUAGUUUUUUUUUUUUUUUUUUCAUUUUGUUUGGCCCUGGCAGUGUUUCGUUUCGUGUUUUGUCUAGUCUUUCUGAAUGCAGUCUUGGAACAGCGUUGUUCUUCAGGAGGGCCUCGUCUACGGGGGCCCCAGUCGAUAUGAACACAAGUGGGCUGGGAUGUUACUGAAAGGUUGAUCUUUUAGUCAGAUCAUUGCCGAUGGGAUUGUGAUGAAUAACCCUGCUCUGGUGACCCCACCCUCACCCCCACCCCAAGCCUUUCUCCACCACACUGUCCCCACAGUUUAGGUCAACCUUAGCUGUUUGUCCCUUUGGGGUGGGGUGGGGGGGGGGGGGUCUGACUUAUUAUGGGCUGUUUUUGUAUCAGUUACCGAGGCGCAAGGUGAGGUCUUCUCCAAGGCUUCUAUUAGCAGCCAUCUCCUGCUCCGAAAAUGUGAUGCAAGCAUAUUUAUUUUUUAAAGCUAUUUAUAGAGAAUUAUGUGGAAAGGAUUUUUCAUGGUACUGUUUGGUUCUUUUACCAGGAUGUCAUUUUUUUAGAUUUUCUUUUUUUUUGGUCCUCUUUAUUUUUUAUGAUGAUGACUUGGGGCUGUCUUGUUUUCUGGUUAAUUUUAUGCUCUCGUGCCCUCACAAUGUAACUAAGAACAAUUACACAUAUUGUACAGUUAAUAUUUAUUAAUAUAUGCUUAGUUUUAGGAACAGACAUAAGCAAUCCUCCAGCCCCCGUAUACAGAAGGGGUUGAGGCAGAUUCUUUUUGUGUUUCAAACGGUGGUCUCCAAACGGAAUUCCUCUCAGAUGGUUGUUUACAGGGUCCAUUGCGCUUUUCAUGAUCACUUCCCGCCAGCCAGACUUCAAAGGUUUGCUCUGUCCCUUGUUCUUUUAGUGGUAUGUUCUGUUAUCUCGUUUCAACCCUUGUUUUUUGUUUGUCUGCCUAAGACAAUGCACUGAUCACCUUUUGGUUUAUCUUGCGGUUACUGACCAGGAUUUUUUUUUUUUUUUUUUUUUUUUCCUCCUUCUCCCACCUGCUUCCGAGAAAUUCUACCAUGUUUACAAAGAGUGGGGAAUUGGUGUGUGUUUGGUGAGGGGUGGGGGGUUGUGUGUGUGUGUGCGUGUCAUUUUUCCCGUUCCACCCACCUCCCAGGAAUCUUGGUGGUCACUCCCUUCCGCCAAAGGACUUGGCUGCAGCCACCCGAAAGAACUAUGAAAUACUACGAAUGUGCAUCUGUACAUAGUCAAUGAUAUAGUUACUACUCUCUCUGUCUGUGAGUGAGUGACCUUUUUUUUUGUUUUUUUUCAGUGUUAGUUCAAGCUGCUCUUUUUUAUAUGAUUUCACCCUACCAAAAAGAGAAAGGAAAAACAAAAAAAAAAACCUAACAAAAAAUCAACUUAUAAUCUUAUAAGUGUAUGACUGUAGCUUUUAGUGAUGUCCGACACUGCUGUCUAUAGGCAUUUUAACCUGCAAAAAAAAAUAAAACGACAAAAACGAACGAAAAAUCGUCAAAAAAGAUUUGAAACUGCAUGUGAGAUGGUUGGACAUGGAGGCCGUCAGCACACCGAUGCCCAAGGCCAUCUCUCCCUGUCACAACAGCCCAGCGACCCCUUUGUCUGUAAAUAGUGAAUGUUCAGUAUUUUGCAAGUACGUUUGUUUGUUUUUGUUUUUCAUUACGUUUUCUCUUCCAUGUUUGGGAAUCCCAGUGUGUGUAUCUUUUAGUGCAAGUUGUCAUCGAGCCACAGGUGGCAGAUACUGAUCAGUCAGAACCUUGUGACCGAGUUGUAAUAUAUUUGAAUGUUCCAUACUUGUCGAUAAAGGUCGAAACAAAAUGGUUUCUUUUUUUUUUUUACGUCACAUUUGCUGGGUUUGUUAGACCACUGGAUGUACAAAUUGUAAAGCAAGAUGCAAGAGAAAUGGUGAACACAGGCAAAUAUUUUUUUGUUCAUUUCCGCAGAGUCCUAACAUUAAGUCUUACCCAAAGUAACACUCAAAAUGAAACGAUCCCAGCUUUUUGCUAAAUCUUAACGUUUGCAUCAGUAGUAAGGGAGGCAUUGUACCCGAAACAGAAGGCCACAUCCUCUUGCUGUCUAUCUAGAAAUGAACACCACUUUGUAUUUCUCUUUCUGUCGUUCUCUCUGUUCCACCAUAUUAACAGACCUCUGGUCUGGUCCUAAACCUGCCUGGACCAGUGGCAUCCUCCGUUUCGUCCAACAGACUCCUCUGCUUGGCCCCCUGACGUCUCCCCUGCCCACCCCCACCAUGUGGAAAAAGCACAUGACCAUGGACAGUGCCUCUGCACCUUUCUUCAGGACAUCACUGUAAACUUUGCUUCAGAUGUAAACAUAUUGGGCAUGGUUCAAUUUUAAUGGCUUUAAUAAAAAAAACGACAAAACA
Clupea harengus (Atlantic herring) is the source of this 5167-nucleotide messenger RNA. It is a transcript of the gene zdhhc17, whose product is annotated as zDHHC palmitoyltransferase 17. The record is from RefSeq and is a predicted model, not a curated record. Lineage: Eukaryota; Metazoa; Chordata; Actinopteri; Clupeiformes; Clupeidae. Gene Ontology annotation, molecular function: protein binding; palmitoyltransferase activity.